Molecule: messenger RNA, 858 nt
Organism: Kwoniella mangroviensis CBS 8507
Lineage: Eukaryota; Fungi; Basidiomycota; Tremellomycetes; Tremellales; Cryptococcaceae
Exons: 2
Coding region: 1-858 (285 amino acids)
Biological process (GO): regulation of transcription by RNA polymerase II
Cellular component (GO): mediator complex
Molecular function (GO): transcription coregulator activity
Source: RefSeq, a predicted model, not a curated record
AUGUCAUCAUCCACCCCCACCUCCAACCAGAAUCAACCGUUCAAAACCGACUCUCUCCUCCCUACUUCCCUCCCAUCCGCAACACUAGGACGAAGACGGCACAUCUCCCAGACCCAAACCAGCCAAACAGGCGAGAGCGAGAACCUAAAUACAGAAGAGAGGUUUCAGAAGGGGCUGGAUGACGAGCAUGAAAAGUGGAACGAGAGGAUAGAUAAAGAAGUUAAAGGGGUGGUUGAAGGGCUGAAAGAUCUAGUAGAGUUGGCUAAUAUCGGUCCCAACCCUUCUCCAUUACAAUCAUCGACCCUCCCCCUCCAUCUUCCCCUCCGAACAUCCUCUCUGAUUCGCUCGGCCCAGAAUCUAAGGGAUAUAGCACACGAAUUGAAAUUGUUGCUUGUACUAGGGGACGAGCAGGGUCUAGUCCAGAGGAGAGAUUAUGAGAUGGACCUGGUCAGGAAGGAAAUCCAGCGUAAGAGAGGGGAAGUGGGCAAAGAGUUAGGUGGUCUAUUGGGAUUACCACUGGAUGAGCAACAGGGAAAAGGUGAACAGCAGGAGAAGAUGGACGAUACCCCUACUGCUACUGCUACAGAUAAUGAUGGUCAGGAUGUGAUGAUGGACCAAUCUGAGAAUAUACUUCGAGAUCAGGAGAAUACAAGUGACAUUAUCACUGAAUCUCAACAGCCCUUUCCCGAAGAUACAGCACCACAACAACAACAGCAGCAUCAGCAGCAACAAGAAGAAGAAGAAGAAGAUUCAUCGCAUCCAACUAUCAAUACGAAUCCUAACGCAAAUUCCGAGUCUAUGGAGGUUGAUCAGACGAACGAAGAAGACGAUGAAGAUGAUUUCGAGGAGGUAUCAUAG